Messenger RNA from Lodderomyces parapsilosis, 633 nucleotides. RefSeq lists its product as uncharacterized. The record is from RefSeq and is a predicted model, not a curated record. The coding region runs from base 1 to 633 and encodes 210 amino acids. NCBI's taxonomy places the organism in Eukaryota, Fungi, Ascomycota, Pichiomycetes, Serinales, Debaryomycetaceae. The transcript has a single exon.
AUGUCUUCAAUACUUCAAUUUAUCAUUGUUACUAUACUUAUCUCAGUUGUUUCAUCAAAAAGAAUCAAUUUAUUCAUAAAACCAAUAGAUCAAGUUACAUCUGAUCCAAUUGGGUUUAUUGAGAAUGACGCUGUAUAUCUAAUGGAUGUGGCUGAUCUACAACUAGAGAACCAAGCAUAUUGUAUAGGAACCAAGGAUAUACAUAAUAACGAGUGUUUUAGUUAUCAAUCCAAUGCACCAAACUUGACGCAAGCUGUGUUUAAUUUAUUUCUCGAUGGGGAUGGUGAUAUACUGAGAAUAUCGUUAUCAUUUGACGACAAGUUGGCUAAACCGCAAGUGAAAAAGCGUAAACAGGUUAUUGCAGCACAGCCGAACUUGAAUCCUGAUUCGUUAAAGAAACAAAGAGAAGAGCAACAAAAGAAAGCUGGUGAUGGCCCUGUUGUUGAGAAGGUGAAACAAAAAAAGUUGAUUAAAGAAAUUGAUGAUAAUGGAGUUGAAGUAACGAGGGAGAUUGAAGAGGAAGUUGAAGUUCCAGUCGAUGAUAGAUCAUGGAUCCAAAAGAACUGGAUGUAUGUUGUACCUCCAUUGCUUAUAUUUAUGCUUGCAGGUGGUGGUAACGAACAAAGUAGAUAG